Messenger RNA from Phalaenopsis equestris, 1398 nucleotides. RefSeq lists its product as uncharacterized. The transcript is spliced from 4 exons. NCBI's taxonomy places the organism in Eukaryota, Viridiplantae, Streptophyta, Magnoliopsida, Asparagales, Orchidaceae. The coding region runs from base 69 to 1046 and encodes 325 amino acids. The record is from RefSeq and is a predicted model, not a curated record. Gene Ontology annotation, cellular component: mitochondrion.
AUUCAUUUGAUAAGCAUAAGCCCAUUUAUCGUCUUAUUCCAUGGUGUCGCCAUGUUAUAGUAUGGCAGAUGGUUCCAAUGGAACGGUGGGCGGGAGUUCUGAAGGUGCACCUGAACCCUUGCAAUGCCGGUCCCUUCUUUCAAGUCGCGGCUUCAGUUCUUCUCUGUCCAUCAUCCAACACUCUAGCCAUACCUUCCGUGAAUGCCAUCUUCUUCAAGGGGGAUAGGGUUGAGGGCACCGGGAAUCCGGUGAUCGAGCGGCUAUCGGAUUCGAAGAAUAUUGCAGAGAUUCUGGUAUCGAAGUUCGGGAGUUCCGCCAACGCAUGGGUGGUUGAGGCUUCCACCUUUAACGGGCCAUUUGCUAUUUUCAGGGAGUUCGUUCCGAGCGUGAAUUCCCGUGGAGAGCCGAAACACUACGAUCCGGAUGGUUUCCCUGCAUCGAGAUGUAUUGUGGCGAUCUUAUUGAAGAGUAUUGAUCAGAUCAAAAGAUCUGUGUUGGGCAACAAAGAUGAGUUGGCAAUAUCACAAAUAUCUUCACCAAAAACUGCAUUGUUUGGGUUUAGUAAAGGUGGGACUGUAAUAAACCAAAUUGUUGCUGAACUUGCUCACCUGAAUGCAAUUAACUUGGUUAAGUCAAAUUCUCAAACUUUAGAAGCAGAAGAUGGCAUCUUUACUACUUCUAAUGGUAGUUUUCUUCACAGCAUAUCUGAGUUUCACUAUGUUGAUGUUGGCCUGAACUGUCAUGGAGCUUAUUUGACUGAUAAAGCUCUGAUCAAUAGAGCUGUACAGAAUAUGUUAGUUGGCAAUUCAAGCCUGCGUUUUUUAUUUCAUGGAACUCCAAGGCAGUGGUUUGAUCAUGACCGUCCAUGGAUCCAAAAGGAGAAAGACUUGCUUGUUCAGUUGCUCCGAGAUGCGAACCCCAAAUAUGGAGGCAGAUUACAGAUUGCCAUGAAGGUUGAAAAGGAGACGAAGGUUUCAGGAGAUGUAGAGGAUGAAGGUGAAGAAGGUAUCCCUCUAAUAGGAGUUGGAGGUUUGUUGCUCGAAUGAAACUUAUGGGUCAUUCCAAUUUAUUGUAGGAGCAAUUCUUAGGAAGAAAGGAACCAUUCCUAAUAGGGCCAAUUAAUUUUGACAAAAUAUUCACCCUAUAUCAAGGAUUUGAAAUAUAGUAUGACUGAUGUCAAAGGAGAUUAACUAUGAUAAAGUAUUUAGUGAAUUAAGCUUGCUUGCACACAAUUGAUCUUUUUAGGUCAUCUUGAGCUCAAUUUGGAUUGAACAUGGCCAAAUUGGGCUUGUUUAAGUCAAGUUGUUCAUUUAGAUAUAACCACAUAGGUAAAUCUCCUGCAUUAUUUGAUGCUUUGGCCAACACUAUGAGGUGUUUGGAUCUGUGGUCAAAACCACA